Messenger RNA from Trichoderma harzianum CBS 226.95, 240 nucleotides. RefSeq lists its product as hypothetical. Lineage: Eukaryota; Fungi; Ascomycota; Sordariomycetes; Hypocreales; Hypocreaceae. The record is from RefSeq and is a predicted model, not a curated record. Gene Ontology annotation, biological process: protein N-linked glycosylation. Bases 1 to 240 code for a protein of 79 amino acids. The transcript is spliced from 3 exons.
AUGGAUUCCUCAUUGUACCAAGUUUGGCAAUCUGCUGCUGGCAGUCCCUUCCUCCCCGUUAUUGCUAAGGAAAGCCAAUUCACCGUCGCCUUUGCGCUUCUCUCGCUGGGACUCGCCUUUACCGGUAUCUUUGCACUGAAUCAUUCUCUGGUCAGCGUCGUUGCGCUCGGUGUCCCGGCCUCUCUUGCAAUUGCCUUUGGAACUGUCUAUAUGUUCUGUGCGGUCGGAGUUUAUGUCUGA